GGGGGCGGCGCGACCGCGGAGGGGCCGCGGGGAGGGGACCGCGCGGGGCGGCGAGGCGCGCGCGCCGGGGACGCGGGGCCCGGACGUGAGGCUUGGGGCCCCUUGAAUGGAGGCUGCGGGCUUCGCGGGCAGCCGCCAUGUUCAACCAGCAGCAGCAACUCCAGCAGCAGCAGUUCCAGCAAUUGCAGCAGCAGCAGCUCCAGCAGCAGCAACAGAUGCAACAGCAGCAGUUGCUGCAGCUCCAGCAGCUGCUCCAGCAGUCCCCUCCGCAGGCCCCACUGCCCAUGGCUGUCAGCCGGGGGCUCCCCCAGCAGCAACCCCAGCAGCAGCUUCUGAAUCUCCAGGGCACCAACUCGGCCUCCCUCUUCAAUGGUUCCAUGCUCCAGAGAGCUUUGCUUCUGCAGCAGUUGCAAGGACUGGACCAGUUUGCAAUGCCACCAGCCGCGUAUGACAGUGCCGGUCUCCCCAUGCCCACAGCAACAUUGGGUAACCUCCGCAGCUACAGCCUGGCAACUCCGAACCUGACGGCCCCCAGCCUCCCAGCCCCGCCGCUGGCCACCCCAAAUCUGCAGCAGUUCUUUCCCCAGGCCACUCGGCAGUCUCUGCUGGGCCCCCCUCCUGUUGGGGUCCCCAUAAACCCCUCCCAACUCAACCUUUCAGGGCGGACCCCCCAGAAACAGGCCCGGACCCCCUCCUCCACCACCCCUAAUCGCAAGGAUUCUUCUUCUCAGACGAUGCCCGUGGAAGACAAGUCAGACCCCCCAGAGGGGUCUGAGGAAGCCACAGAACCCCAAACAGACACACCAGAAGACCAAGAUACCUCUCCCAGCCCAGAUGGCAUCACUAAGGAAAAAGGCACUCCAGCACCUGAGCCCGAGUCUUGUGAGGCAUCUGAGCCACCAGCCAAGAGGUCAAAGAGCUCAGAGGGGCCCACAGAGAAGGGACCCCCAGGGCAGCUGCAGGCAAAGGUCCAGCCACAGGCCCGGAUGACGGCACCGAAGCAGACACAGACCCCUGAGCUGCUGCCUGAGCCCCAGGAAGCCCGAGUGCAGCCACGUUUCCAGCCACGGGUUCUGCAGAUCCAGGCCCAGGUGCAGCCACAGACUCAGCUACAGAUGCCACCAGUGGAUGUCCAGGUGCAGCCAAAGCUGCAGAAGCAGGCACAGACACAGACCUCUCCAGAGCACUUAGUGCUGCAGCAGGUGCAGCUGAAGCUGCAGAAGCAGGCAGAGCCACAGAAGCAGGUGCAGUCACAGAUGCAGCCACAGGCACAUUCAAAGCCCCCAAGGCAGGCUGAGCCACAGAAGCAGGUGCAGCCACAGAUGCAGCCACAGGCACAUUCACAGCCCCCAAGGCAGGCUCAGCCACAGCUGCAGAAGCAGGCACAGACGCAGACAUAUCCACAGGCCCAGGCAGAAGCACAGCCAAGGGUUCAGCCACUGGAGCAGCCACGGGAGCAACCUCCAAUGCAGUUGCCAGUGCAGCCACUGGACCAGACCCAGGGGCAGCCUCAGACCCAGUCACAGGUGUCAUUGCCAGCAUCAGAGCAAACACCGGUUCUGGUUCAUUCCACAGUGCUGGAGACACCUCCUGACACAGUAGAAGCUAGAGCAGGCCUGGAGGAGGCCUCGCCGGAGCCAGCAGGUGCCCAGGUCAGCAUGGAGGAGAGCCAGGAGGAGUUGACCAGUGGCCUGGAUGUGGGAGAAUGUGAAAAAAGAGCAAGAGAGAUGCUAGGGAUGUGGGGUGCUGGGGGCUCCCUGAAGGUCACCAUCCUGCAGAGCAGUGACAGCCGGGCCUUCAGCACCGUCUCCCUCGCACCCGGGCCGCGUUCUGGGGACUCCACCUCCGCUGCCCCCGCCGCCGCCAGUGCGCCCUCUAAGCAGGCCCUCCAGUUCUUCUGCUACAUCUGCAAGGCCAACUGCAGCAGCCAGCAGGAGUUCCAGGACCACAUGUCGGGGGCCCAGCACCAGCAGAGGCUCGGGGAGAUCCAGCAUAUGAGCCAAGCCUGCCUCCUGUCCCUGCUGCCUGUGCCCCGGGAUGUCCUGGAGAGAGAGGACGAAGAGCCCCCACCGAGGCGCUGGUGCAACACCUGCCAGGUCUACUACGUGGGGGACCUGAUCCAGCACCGCAGGACACAGGACCACAAGAUUGCCAAACAAUCGCUGCGACCUUUCUGCACUAUUUGCAACCGCUACUUCAAGACCCCCCGCAAGUUUGUGGAGCAUGUGAAGUCCCAGGGGCACAAGGAUAAAGUCAAGGAGCUGAAGAUGCUUGAGAAGGAGAUAGCUGGCCAAGAUGAGGACCACUUCAUCACGGUGGAUGCCGUGGGCUGCUUUGAGGGUGAUGAAGAAGAGGAGGACGACGAUGACGAGGAAGAAGAAGAGAUCGAGGUUGAGGAGGAAUUCUGCAAGCAGGUGAGGUCCAGAGAUAUAUCCAUAGAGGAGUGGAAAGGCUCGGAGACCUACAGCCCCAACACCGCAUAUGGUGUGGACUUCCUGGUGCCCGUGAUGGGGUAUAUCUGCCGCAUCUGCCAUAAGUUCUGCCACAGCAACUCGGGGGCGCAGCUCUCCCACUGCAAGACCUUGGCCCACUUCGAGAACCUGCAGAAAUACAAGAAGGCCAAGAACCCCAGCCCCACCUCCAGGCCUGUGAGCCGCCGGUGUGCGAUCAAUGCCCGCAACGCCUUGACUGCUCUGUUCACCUCUGGUGGCCGCCCGCCCAGCCAGCCCAGCGCCCAGGACACAGCAAAAACCUCCAGCAAGAAUGCCUCAAGCACAACAGCCAUUCAAGGACCAGCUCAAAAUGCCUCCUCUUCCGAGAAGCCUUCCAUGGUCUCCAGGAGAAACCAUCACUCCCUCCACCACGGCCACUCCUGACCUGCUUCUCUCAGCAACACAAUAUCCCUUAGGACCCAAGGUCUGGGCCUGUGCCCACUACGGGACCCAGUUCUGAGCCAGCCCAUGACUCAGAUACACUCAGCUGCCAGCUUUGGACAAAGGGGAAGUGGCUGGCAGUGUCUGGAAAAGGCCAGGGCUGGAGGAGUGCGGUCUGGGAUAUGGGUGCGAAUGUGUCUGCAUUCUGGGGGAAGAGCACCCAUCGCCCAGAGCUGGCCCACCUCACAGAGACCAGAGUCCUGGAAGGUCGCUGCUGGCUCUUACAUUCCAACCCCCUUGUGGUACAAAUGGGGAAAUUGAGGACCAAGAAGGAGGAGACCUGCCCAGGGUCCUCCAGCUGGUUCAUGGCAGAGCCAAAAUUCGGACUUGGCGACCAGGGGCACUUGGGUUUUAGUCCCAGCUCUGCCCCAUCCCAGCAAGUCACGGCCCCUUUCUGGAACAGGUGGUGAGAACUGGUUUUUGUGAGGAUUCAUCUGUAUCAAGAACUCAGACAAGGUCUGACCACAGCGAGUACUUACAGAUGGUCAUUACCGUCAACAUUUCGCAUUCCGUGUCAUGAGACACAGGCCGGGAGAAGGAUGGGGGAGGUGAGCAUUUCCACACCACUGGGGCCAGACUUUAUCUGUGUCAAGGGCACUUCCCAGGUCCAAACCUUUGCCUUCCACUUGGGACACCCUCCUCCCCACUGUGCUAAGUCUCAUGAAUCUGCCAACAUCCACUCGUGUGACUCCUGGGAGGCCCUUCCUCACGCUGCCACCACAGCUGCCGUGUCAUCACACACAUCUGGCCACUGUUCACUAGUAGUGUCCAGGGUCAACCAGCCAGCCCGC
Equus quagga is the source of this 3724-nucleotide messenger RNA. It is a transcript of the gene CIZ1, whose product is annotated as CDKN1A interacting zinc finger protein 1. NCBI's taxonomy places the organism in Eukaryota, Metazoa, Chordata, Mammalia, Perissodactyla, Equidae. Gene Ontology annotation, molecular function: nucleic acid binding; zinc ion binding. The record is from RefSeq and is a predicted model, not a curated record. Gene Ontology annotation, cellular component: nucleus. The coding region runs from base 138 to 2876 and encodes 912 amino acids. The transcript has 18 exons.